CGGGGGGGCAUGUGGCCGUAUUCUACUGGAAGGACCGACGCACUGUUGGUGAUGGUCUCGGCUCGCGCGUGAUUUAUAUCUGGAUCCAACUAUUGCGGCUACAAAUGUUCCACCUCACCCCCGGGAGUCAGAGGGAGCAAACAAACAACUCACUCAAACCUCCGCAACGCUCCCUCCACCCAUCACCAUCACCGCCACCUUCGUUAAAGUAUCAACCUUCGUUUUCUCGCCACAUCCGCAUGGUAGCACAUCACCAUGCCCAUCGAUCCUCUUGCCCCCGGCCUCACGCCGCCAUGGAACCCGACGGGAGCGGCCGGUGACGAGACGCGGGAUCCAAAGACGCAUGUGCUGCAGGGCUCGUCGGCGGCCGGCGCAAGAGCUCUCGGCACCCAGCUGGUAGCAUUCUAUUUCCGGGCUCCGGUCAAAGCGUUUUUCCGCAUGCGAGUGGACUACAUGCAAGUCGCCCGCGCCAUCAACCCCGCCACCGCCAACGCCGGGUGGUCGGUAGCGCAGACUACGCCCGCACUGCUGUACCACGCGGUGCGGAAACACGGGUGGGGGUUCAUCCCGCGGCAGGUGCUGCCGCCGAUGGUCGCUAACGCCACUGUCGGCGCGAUCCUGUACACCAGCUACCUCCAGACGCUGGCAGCGCUACAUAAGCCUUCCGCACAGAACACGAAGCGGGUGUAUCCGCCGCCGCCGUGGGCCGCCACGUUCCAGGCGGGCUUCGCCGCGGGUGCGAUACAGAGCGUCGUUGCGGCCCCCCUGGAUGCGCUCGUGGUCAGGUUCAAGGUUCAGGAUAUGCUCGACGGCGGGUAUAGGAGCGUCUAUGCAUACAGCAGACACAAGCUAAAGGAGAUUGGACUGCGGGGGGUGUUUGCGGGGUAUUCGUUGAGCUUUAUGAAGGAGUCCCUAGGCUACGGCCUCUUCUUCGCCUCGUUCGAAUUCGUCAAGCAGCAGGCGUACUUCAGUUUCCUAACGUACUACUACUCAGGUCGGGGCCUGAUCAACCUCGGCCCGGUACCGAUCGUCUCGCCGCCGACGCCCGUCUCGGUUUCGUCGACGACGCACACCACGAUCCGCCCGCACUACGCUCUCGAGCCGACGUUCCUCCUCCUCGCGGGCGCCUGCGCUUCCAUCACGCAGCAGACAGUGCAGCACCCGCUGUCGAAAAUCCAAGGUGUGCACUACGGGCGGCUGGAGAGCAUCGACUACAUCACGAAGAACGUCUCGCACCAGCCGCUGCGCGUCGUCGAGGCGUACAAGCGCGGCUAUGGAAAGACGUACAGACAGUGUCGCGCGCAGGCGGCGAAGUCCGGUGGCUGGAGGAGGUGGCUUUGGAGGGGAUUGGCGGUAAAUACCCUCAGACAGAUCCCGAGUACUUCUGCCGGACUGUUUGUCUUUGAGAUCUUUAGGAGGAGGUUUGCCAGCGAGCAGAGGGAGAGUGUCGCUAUUGAGUUUGGCGAUAGGACUAUUCUGUUGAACUGAUUUGGUUGUUGGGUUGCGGGGUUGCUUAGAGGGAUGGUUAAAUGUACUGGAGGAGUUUUUGCUUGGGUUGGAGGGUUGUGUUUGGAGGAGUUUGUGUUUGCGGGAUGGGGGUUUGGUGUUUACAUGCUAUGCUGGUGGAUAUGCCCCGAUGGUUUCGCUCGGAGAUAACUGACUACACCUACCUAGAUGGAUGGGAAUGGAUGGAUGGAUGGAUGUAUGGGAUGGAUGGGAUGGAUGGACGGAUGGGAGUUGCGCAGUUUCUGUAAAUAUCAGGCGUGCCUUUUGAUAGAAUAAGGAAUA
Molecule: messenger RNA, 1788 nt
Organism: Tricharina praecox
Lineage: Eukaryota; Fungi; Ascomycota; Pezizomycetes; Pezizales; Pyronemataceae
Product: mitochondrial carrier domain-containing protein
Exons: 3
Coding region: 256-1488 (410 amino acids)
Biological process (GO): mitochondrial L-ornithine transmembrane transport
Molecular function (GO): L-ornithine transmembrane transporter activity
Source: RefSeq, a predicted model, not a curated record